Molecule: messenger RNA, 1560 nt
Organism: Ostreococcus tauri
Lineage: Eukaryota; Viridiplantae; Chlorophyta; Mamiellophyceae; Mamiellales; Bathycoccaceae
Product: Telomeric single stranded DNA binding POT1/Cdc13
Exons: 1
Coding region: 1-1560 (519 amino acids)
Biological process (GO): telomere capping; regulation of telomere maintenance via telomerase
Cellular component (GO): nuclear telomere cap complex; chromosome, telomeric region
Molecular function (GO): telomerase inhibitor activity; G-rich strand telomeric DNA binding
Source: RefSeq, a predicted model, not a curated record
AUGCCGGACGCGGCGAUGCGGUAUAAGACGUGCGAGGAGACGUGGCGAGAGCGAUGCGAAGUGACGGCGGAGCAAAAGCAGUACGUGAACGUGUACGGGGUGGUGCGAGACGCCACGGCGGUGUCGAAGACGCGCGGGAGCGAUUCGAAGAUGACGCUCAAGGUGUACGAUGAGACGACGCCGACGGAGGCGAUGAAGUUCGGUGGAAGGGAUGCAGAUGAUAUUCCGAGUGAGUUGACGAUUGUGUUUUUUGAUCAGAAUCCGUUCGAGCUUCCGAGACCGGCGGACGGGGACGUGAUUCGGAUACAUCGCUUGCAGGCGCAACUGUGGGAAGGACGGCCGCAGUUCGUCGCGAAGACGGGGUCGAUGUUGCAGUACGGACACUCAAAGACGUCGUGGUGUUUGUUCAGAGGGGACGAUGACAGCGAGGAGCCGUACUCGCAGAGCAGCGUGAAGGCGUCGAACCCGGAUGUGAAGCGGGUGCAAGCUUUGAGAGCGUACGCGAGAAAGGCAAAGACAAUGCCGUUCAUGAACGAGUUCGGUAACGCGGCAGGCGGCGAUACUAAGAUGCGAAGGAUCUGCGAUAUCAAAGAGAAGGAAUUCUUUGAUAUUUACUGCCUGAUAUUGGACGCGCACUUCGUUGAGGGCACGGAGGGUUGUUACGUCAUGUAUGUCUGGGACGGCACGGACGCGCCUCCUCUGCCUUCAAGCAUGACAACGUCGCUCUCGUCGACUCGAGAGGAUAUCCCGAUCGACGAGCGAGACUUCCAAGUUCAGAGUGAGUUGGACAAGAGAAAGUUCUAUCCUCAUGGAUUCAAUCUAGGCGGUCAAGACAUCGUCCCGGAGGGAGAAAUGAACACAGCGCUGCCUCUCAUCGGGACGGCCUUGCCUGUGUUCAUGCACUCCGAUAAGCUCGAAGUCGACGAGAUUCCCGCCCCGGGAGAGUGGGUGAAAAUUCGAAACUUGAAUACGCAGAUCGUGCGCGGUCAGCUUCAGGGAUUCGUGCGACGAGAGACGAGCUUUAUUCGUAACAAGACGCCGUUGCAGCCACUUUUGGAUGCGUACACUCUGCGCAAGGGAGAAAAUGUAGUCACGAGUUGGGGUAUGCCCGGACACUCGACGACACUCACGGUGACGAAGCAUCCUAAUAUGCGUUACAGCACGAUUCGCGAAAUGUUGAUGAUGAAGCCGCCCAUGCGCCACAAGUUGCGCGUGAUAGUUAGAGGAGUUAGCCCGAACCUCGUGGACAUGUGUCAACCUGGGAAAGGGGGCACGUACGAGUUUGGCGUGCGCUUUCGCAUUAUCGAUGGAACAGACAGCGUGGAUGUGAACCUGUGCGGCGAAGAGGCUAAGCAGUUCUUCCACAACGUCGUUCCCAUGAAUCUCAAGAAGCCGUCAGCGACUCGCGAGCGGCUGAACAACAUGCUGUCCACGCUACUCAAGCACGACUCCAUCGAAGAUUCAGCGGCUUGGAUAGAUUUGUGCGUCAUGCAGUACAUCGUGCGUGACGGCAAGACCGCUAGACGCGCGUUUCAGGUCUUCGGUACGUCGAUGAUCUGA